This is a messenger RNA of Pocillopora damicornis (cauliflower coral), 1396 nucleotides long. RefSeq lists its product as uncharacterized. The record is from RefSeq and is a predicted model, not a curated record. NCBI's taxonomy places the organism in Eukaryota, Metazoa, Cnidaria, Anthozoa, Scleractinia, Pocilloporidae.
AAACCCUGCAUCAGAGGUGAUAUGAAAACCACACGUUUUAUUGACCAUCGUCAGAUGACAAAUGAGUGAAGAAGAAUCUUACUCGAACAAACGGGAGCGAUGGAUGCUGAAGCUCUUAAAAAAAUACUAGGACCGAAAACCUUAAACCUGCUAAGUUACGUAGCAGUUAUCUUGUGGUUCGGACUCGCAGUAACCCUUUCUGGUGUCUUUGUAGACAUCGAACACAGGGAAUCCAGGUUUGACUUUCACUGCAGUGGGGCUCCAGAACGCAGCGACGACAUCGACAACAGCGAACUUUACCGGGGAAAGUGUUUUGAGCUGUACGAGAGGCGGUAUAACGAAUAUAGUGUCCCUAUCUAUGGCUUCGUGAUUGUACAUUGCUUCCUUGUGGGGUUUGUUUGUGCAGUUUACGCCCAGAUAGCGAGUCCUAUAGUCGAUCAAUUACAGAACAGCAAACAGUCACACGACGAUGAAGGGAGACAGUCACGUAACGACGAAAAAGAAAGAAUGGGACGCAAGCUUUUUCUUGCUUACUGUUAUCAACUUUCCAUAAGGCUUGUCACAGGGGUAUUGUUUAUUAUCUUACAAACUCUGUUGCUCUAUCGUUUCGAAAUUCUCCCCAAAUUUCAUUGCUCAACAACAGGAGAAGAUGAUCAGCGCAGAAUUAUCCCACUCGAGCUCGAGUGUCACAAUCCACGGGCAAAGAAGAAGACCUUCUGGUUGCGUGCUCUUCUCGUAACGAAUGGAACUUACGUGCUUCUUAUUUUGAUUGAAAUGCUCUGCAUUUUUUUGCGAAGAAAAACGUUUCUUACUGACCACCUAAAUAUUCCCGACUCGCCCCAAGGCCGCUCACAGCAAAAGGGACGGAAAUGAAUAUGAUGUCAUUCUUAUUAGGACAUCUCUCCGCAACCAACGCACCCAUAGCCAAUGAUUGAGAGCAUACCAAGAAUAUUAACAGAAAACAAUGUUCAGAGCUUGGAUCGCCGACCUUUCCGAGUUAAUCGAGGCAAAGCCAAAAUUAAUCAUCUGACACUCCACAAAUUUAUACUGAUACAGUAAAUUAGAGAAAACUUAAUUUAUAGAGAGUAGCACACUAAAGUAAUAAAACUGAUGACACAGUGGCCCUCUAUAAAAUAAAAUUAAAAGUACGGAAAUAUCGUAGGUAUAAAGGGCUUUUCUUUGUUAACAUUGCCUCAUCCACAUACGAGGUGAUUUAAUUUCGAGGAGCUUGGGAAACAUCGAAAAAGUUGGUCAUAUCUAAGGCGUAAUUGAUUAAGGAUCUGGUUGAGGUUAGGGCCUUCAGGCAAGCUGGCAUGACCAAGUCUAAAACCUUAACAGAAUCAAAUAAACCCUCUCACCUUCCUUUCUCUAGUGAAAUAAACCUGAGUAAAUGUAA